Metarhizium brunneum ARSEF 3297 is the source of this 429-nucleotide messenger RNA. Its product is annotated as Oxidase. Gene Ontology annotation, biological process: mycotoxin biosynthetic process. The record is from RefSeq and is a predicted model, not a curated record. NCBI's taxonomy places the organism in Eukaryota, Fungi, Ascomycota, Sordariomycetes, Hypocreales, Clavicipitaceae.
AUGGACAAGUAUAGCGACCAGCGCAGCUCUACCGCCAACGACUCCGACGUCCACUCCGUCUCGUUGGAGAAGGAAGGUCUUUUGGACGGGGCUUCAAUACACGAAUCCAAACCACCCAGGAUGCGGUCACAGUCCCGCGUGUACCUCCUUUUGGCUGCCCUCAUGGCCGUUGCGAACGUGGUCCUGGGUGCUCUUCUCGUUGCCCAGUUUCGAAGCAGCCAGCAGAAGGCCCAUUCUCACCGCCACGACCAUCAUGAGAAGAAGCCUACUCCGAUUCCAAUCGGGGGUCUGCCGCAGGUGAAUUCGCACCCAGAUUGGCUGCCCCCGGAGGAGUGGCGCACCGAGAUAUUUCGACUCCAUGAAAUCUACGGAGAGGAACCAGUUGGCACGGCAAAAGAGGCAUGGCUGUCGCUGAUUCCAAGUGAGUAA